ACUAGUUGUUAUGAGCGGCCAAGGCCUCGGACUAAAUUAGGAAAGAAACUCUUCCCCUCCCCAACACUGCCUGGGAUGUCCACCAUGGAGGGCAUGGAUGUGGACUUGGAUCCGGAGUUUAUGCAGAAAUUCAGCUGCAUGGGGACCACCGACAAGGACAUCCUUAUCUCCGAGUUCCAAAGGCUGCUGGGUUUCCAGCUGAACCUGGCCGAUUGCGCCUUCUUCCUGCACAUGAUUAACUGGAAUCUGCAAGCUGCCAUAGGAGCAUACUAUGACUUUGAGAGCCCUAACAUCAAUGCACCAUCAUUGUCAUUUGUGGAGGAUGUAACAAUAGGCGAAGGAGAGUCUGUGCCGCCUGAUACACAAUUCACAAAAACCUGGAGGAUACAAAAGACAGGUGCAGAAUCAUGGCCUCCAGGUGUUUGUCUUAAGUAUGUGGGAGGCGAUCAGUUUGGCCAUGUGAACAUGGUGAUGGUUAGAUCACUUGACCCGCAGGAAAUUGCUGAUGUCAGCGUACAGAUGCAUAGCCCAACAGCACCUGGCAUGUACCAGGGACAGUGGAGAAUGUGCAUAGCCACUGUUCUUUUUGGUCAUGUCAUCUGGGUAAUCUUGAGCGUUGAAGUUGGAGGACUUCUGGGAGUAACACAACAAUUAUCCUCUUUUGAGACGGAAUUUAGUACGCAGCCACAUCGCAAAGUAGAGGGCAACUUCAACCCUAUCGCUUCUCCUCAGAAGAACAAGUAUGAUGGAGAUAACAACAGUCUCAAAGAUCCUGGAGGCAAGUGGGUGUCAUCAUCAGAUCAGAUCCAGCAGGAUCAAAAUGGACUGUCUCACAGCUCUGUAAAUAUAACACCAAACAGUCUCCAAAACAACCUAUCAGUAAUGACUUACAGCCAGGGUAUUCAUGGCCCCUAUCCUUUUGGACAGUCUUAAAACACGAGUAAUUCUCUAAAAAAAUAAAUAAACAAAUAAAACUGAGGGGGGAGGGCAGACAUGAAGACAAAGCCUGCCAAGUGAGGUGGAACUGGACUAUCUAAGGGGGGGCUUGUUAUAGUUGAAACUGAUGCUUGGAAGACCUGCCCCUUCCUUCUCUUUCCACUUCCUGUGGCAAUUAGCAGUGAUAAGAAAUAGAGGAAGAAGAAGAAAAACAACAAAGAAAAAAUUAUAAAAAUGGCAAUUUGUUGGUUUUUUUUUCCUUUCUCUCUUUUUCAUUCCCCAUUUUGAUUCUGGUAACUACAGCAAAUCCAUUGUAUGCAUGUGUGAAUGCUAAAUUAAAAGAGUGUUACGAUUUGUUUAAAAAAGGAAAUUGAAUUCACAAAGCUGUUGUGUGUAUUGUUUGUUUUGGGGUCCUUUUUUAUUAAAUGUUCCUGUCACAGUUGAGAUUGAAUGAGUGAGUGAGACAGAGUGAAUGAUAAACAAAGAAAAGCCAUUUACAAAAUUAUUUUGCCUAAUGAGAGACUGUAGAUUUUGAGUAGAUGUUGCUGUCUUGUUUUGUGUUUUCUAUAUACUUGUUUCUUGGACAGUGUAAAUGUUUUUAGCCACAUCCUUUAUCUCCCUCCCUGUAAUUUUAAAGCCAAAAUUGUUAAAUUACAGAUAU
Messenger RNA from Erpetoichthys calabaricus (reedfish), 1597 nucleotides. Its product is annotated as protein ILRUN-like. The record is from RefSeq and is a predicted model, not a curated record. NCBI's taxonomy places the organism in Eukaryota, Metazoa, Chordata, Cladistia, Polypteriformes, Polypteridae. Gene Ontology annotation, biological process: macroautophagy. Gene Ontology annotation, cellular component: phagophore assembly site. Gene Ontology annotation, molecular function: ubiquitin binding.